Microthlaspi erraticum is the source of this 492-nucleotide messenger RNA. Lineage: Eukaryota; Viridiplantae; Streptophyta; Magnoliopsida; Brassicales; Brassicaceae. The record is from the annotation of a GenBank genome assembly.
AUGGGGUUGGUAUCUUUGAAGAUCACACUUUUUAAAUGCGAGUGGUACGAUCCUACAGACAAAAAAGGCACUCGAAAGAGCAAGGGUGGCGUUGUCGAUGUUCUUUCCUCAGGAAAAUAUCGUAAAUACGAACCAUUCAUUCUUGCUUCUCAGGCGGACCAAGUUUGUUACAUCCCGUAUCCGUACGUUAGUAAACCAAGAAAGUGCUGGCUAAAUGUUCUUAAAGUUAAUCCAAGGGCAAAUAUUUUGGGGAAUUACAAGGAUAAAGAACCAACUCUUCUUCAACAAGAAAAUGACGACGAUGUGUCGACAACAAACGAAGAUAUCAUAAUAGAUAGUCUGGUGAUCAGAGAACAUCCAACAGAAGAAAUUGAUUUUGAUGUCGGAGAUGCCCAAGGAGAAGAUGAAUUUCAGUGUAACAUAUCAUCUUCGGAUGAAGAUGAAUAUGAUGAGGAUGGGGAUGAGGAUGAAGAUGUAGAUCACACAUACUAA